Haliotis rufescens (red abalone) is the source of this 1821-nucleotide messenger RNA. RefSeq lists its product as uncharacterized. Gene Ontology annotation, molecular function: actin binding. The transcript is spliced from 2 exons. NCBI's taxonomy places the organism in Eukaryota, Metazoa, Mollusca, Gastropoda, Lepetellida, Haliotidae. The coding region runs from base 1 to 1821 and encodes 606 amino acids. The record is from RefSeq and is a predicted model, not a curated record.
AUGGCUCUCUGUCCUGGACACCUCCGUGGUCCAGUCAAUGGAGCGUCUGAACCGACAGUACUGAAGGAUCAGCUAUCCCAGGGUGUCAAGACACCACCAGCAAGAACGCGCGUGUAUAAGGAUAUUGACAAUCGACUUUCCAGACUGAAGGAUCAGCUAUCCCAGGGUGUCAAGACACCACCAGCAAGAACGCGCGUGUAUAAGGAGAUUGACAAUCGACUUUCCAGACUGAAGGAUCAGCUAUCCCAGGGUGUCAAGACACCACCAGCAAGAACGCGCGUGUAUAAGGAUAUUGACAAUCGACUUUCCAGACUGAAGGAUCAGCUAUCCCAGGGUGUCAAGACACCACCAGCAAGAACGCGCGUGUAUAAGGAGAUUGACAAUCGACUUUCCAGACUGAAGGAUCAGCUAUCCCAGGGUGUCAAGACACCACCAGCAAGAACGCGCGUGUAUAAGGAGAUUGACAAUCGACUUUCCAGACUGAAGGAUCAGCUAUCCCAGGGUGUCAAGACACCACCAGCAAGAACGCGCGUGUAUAAGGAGAUUGACAAUCGACUUUCCAGACUGAAGGAUCAGCUAUCCCAGGGUGUCAAGACACAACCAGCAAGAACGCGCGUGUAUAAGGAUAUUGACAAUCGACUUUCCAGACUGAAGGAUCAGCUAUCCCAGGGUGUCAAGACACCACCAGCAAGAACGCGCGUGUAUAAGGAGAUUGACAAUCGACUUUCCAGACUGAAGGAUCAGCUAUCCCAGGGUGUCAAGACACCACCAGCAAGAACGCGCGUGUAUAAGGAUAUUGACAAUCGACUUUCCAGACUGAAGGAUCAGCUAUCCCAGGGUGUCAAGACACAACCAGCAAGAACGCGCGUGUAUAAGGAUAUUGACAAUCGACUUUCCAGACUGAAGGAUCAGCUAUCCCAGGGUGUCAAGACACCACCAGCAAGAACGCGCGUGUAUAAGGAUAUUGACAAUCGACUUUCCAGACUGAAGGAUCAGCUAUCCCAGGGUGUCAAGACACCACCAGCAAGAACGCGCGUGUAUAAGGAGAUUGACAAUCGACUUUCCAGACUGAAGGAUCAGCUAUCCCAGGGUGUCAAGACACCACCAGCAAGAACGCGCGUGUAUAAGGAUAUUGACAAUCGACUUUCCAGACUGAAGGAUCAGCUAUCCCAGGGUGUCAAGACACCACCAGCAAGAACGUGCGUGUAUAAGGAUAUUGACAAUCGACUUUCCAGACUGAAGGAUCAGCUAUCCCAGGGUGUCAAGACACCACCAGCAAGAACGCGCGUGUAUAAGGAGAUUGACAAUCGACUUUCCAGACUGAAGGAUCAGCUAUCCCAGGGUGUCAAGACACCACCAGCAAGAACGCGCGUGUAUAAGGAUAUUGACAAUCGACUUUCCAGACUGAAGGAUCAGCUAUCCCAGGGUGUCAAGACACCACCAGCAAGAACGCGCGUGUAUAAGGAGAUUGACAAUCGACUUUCCAGACUGAAGGAUCAGCUAUCCCAGGGUGUCAAGACACCACCAGCAAGAACGCGCGUGUAUAAGGAUAUUGACAAUCGACUUUCCAGACUGAAGGAUCAGCUAUCCCAGGGUGUCAAGACACCACCAGCAAGAACGCGCGUGUAUAAGGAGAUUGACAAUCGACUUUCCAGACUGAAGGAUCAGCUAUCCCAGGGUGUCAAGACACCACCAGCAAGAACGCGCGUGUAUAAGGAGAUUGACAAUCGACUUUCCAGACUGAAGGAUCAGCUAUCCCAGGGUGUCAAGACACCACCCCAGUUCUUAGAUGCUGUUGGCAAACUUCUGACGAUGGAUUAA